AGGGAGUGAUGAAUCUGGGGUGCACACAGAUAUGAUCUCACUAAAUUCAACGGUCACGAUCUCAUACAGAAACCCAGCUACAUUCUACGCCGUCCAUGUCACCUCUACCCAUUGGGACCUUCACUAUUUCCAUCUCAAAAUUGCCUCUGGACAGAUGAAGAAGUUCACGCAAUCUCGGAAGAGUCAGCGGAAAGUGGUGACGAUCGUGCAAGGGUCUCAAGUUCCACUCUAUGGUGUGAUACCGGCUCUGGUGAACUCUAGAGAGCACCCGAACACUAUUGCAGUGCCUCUUAACCUGACAUUUGUUGAUGAGGUCAAGGGCCUACAUUUUGGGCAGGCUCGUAAAGACGAAGUUCUACAGGCGAAUCAGGUGUUCUGUCAUUCUCAGAGGUAACAAGCUCGGGAAGGCCCAUAAUUUGACGAAUUCGUGUGUUUAUCAUUGACCGCUCCUCUCCUUUCUCACAUGACCAAGCUGAGUUAUUUAAAUUGUUUGCUUUUUCUGAAAUCUGAAAUACCAAGAAUGACUAUACUCCACGAUGGUUUAAAGCUUCGAGGUAGACGGUGAAACUCUGAAAAUGUUGAUCCUGCAGUUUUGCAUGUAAACUUUUGCUGUCUGAGGAUAUCGAGGAAGAAAACGAUGAUUCGUAUCGAAUUUGUUCCCCGAUUCCUUCUUUUUUCAGUUGUUUGAUAUUUAUUUUAGUGAAGCCUAUUGCCUUUAGGGGGGGGAAGGCAUAUUUCUCAAAUG
Molecule: messenger RNA, 745 nt
Organism: Hibiscus syriacus
Lineage: Eukaryota; Viridiplantae; Streptophyta; Magnoliopsida; Malvales; Malvaceae
Exons: 2
Coding region: 32-394 (120 amino acids)
Source: RefSeq, a predicted model, not a curated record